This is a messenger RNA of Theobroma cacao (cacao), 4341 nucleotides long. It is a transcript of the gene REV1, whose product is annotated as DNA-directed DNA polymerase. The record is from RefSeq and is a predicted model, not a curated record. Gene Ontology annotation, molecular function: deoxycytidyl transferase activity; DNA-directed DNA polymerase activity; damaged DNA binding. Gene Ontology annotation, biological process: error-prone translesion synthesis; error-free translesion synthesis. Gene Ontology annotation, cellular component: nucleus. Lineage: Eukaryota; Viridiplantae; Streptophyta; Magnoliopsida; Malvales; Malvaceae.
CAAGAUCUUUUUUCUUGCCGAUAUAAAAAAAGGGAGGAUUCGCUAUUGCCGCUUCAUUUCAAAUGCAACUACAGCGAUCUUCCUGGACACACUUCCUUUAUCCUUCUCCAAAAAAAUGAGUCUGGAUUCUUCUCGCUCUGCGAAUUCAGGCCCCCAGAAUUCGAAAAGAAGCUUCAAUUCAAAUUCUUCAAACAAUAAGGAUAACAGCAGUAAUAGCAAGAAGAGAAAAAGUAACCAGAAAACCCUAGGCAUGGCUUGGGGCGCCAAUUCUCUCUCUACCUCUCGCUCCUCUUUCCGCUCUUCUCCUUUCUCUGAUUUUGGAAGUUAUAUGGUAGAAAAGAAUAGAAAGCUUCAAAAUCAGUUUGAUGCCGAGGCUUCAAAUUCUUCUCUUAGCGAUACUUCUACGAAGCCUAUAUUUCGCGGGGUUUCUAUCUUCGUUGAUGGUUUCACGGUUCCGUCUAGUCAGGAACUGCGGCGAUACAUGUUGAAUUAUGGUGGACGAUUCGAGAAUUAUUUUUCUAGGCAUCGAGUCACGCAUAUUAUCUGCAGCAAUCUCCCUGAUAGUAAAAUCAAGAAUAUCAGGUCCUUCAGCGGUGGACUGCCAGUAGUGAAACCUACGUGGGUUCUAGAUUCUGUUGCUGUUAACAGACUUUUGAGUUGGGUUCCCUACCAGCUUGACCAGCUUGCUAGCAAUCAACCAACAUUGUCAACCUUCUUCACUUCAAAAAUCAGCCCUGCAUCUGAGGGCGUUUUUGCAGAUGCAAUUUGUGAAGUAAAACAUGGAACUGAGGAUUUAUGUUUAAAGGAUGCAUCAAAGGACGCAAAAUUCUCUGAAGCAGGUGAGCCCUCUGAAUGGAGGAAGAAAAUUACUGAAGAACAUGAUGAACUUAUGCAUGGAAAUACUAAUUCAAAAGUAAUUGAGGAGCCAAGUAGUAGCUAUAGUGAAGCAUCUCAGGAAGUAAAAGUGGUAGAACGAAGUAAUCUGGAACAAGAUGAUGAAAGCAGGGAAAACAAUAGACCUCAGUACUGUCCUGAACAACCCUCUGCUUCUGUUAGUAGCCACUGCUUUGACAAUCACAGUGUAAAAGGAUCGCCCCAUUCAACAGCCCUUGGACCUUUGAAGCAGUGUCAUUCAACUCUUGGAGAUCCCAAUUUUGUGGAGAACUACUUCAAGAAUUCAAGGCUGCAUUUCAUAGGAACCUGGAGAAAUAGAUAUCGUAAGCGUUUUCCCAGCUUGCCAAAUGGGUUCAAGUGCAUGAAUUCUCAUUCGGAUGUUUCGGCUGAUACUCAGAAGACUGCCAUUAUACAUAUUGAUAUGGACUGUUUUUUCGUCUCAGUGGUCAUCAGGAGCCAUCCUGAAUUACAUGACAAGCCUGUAGCUGUAUGCCAUUCGGACAAUCCAAAAGGAACUGCUGAAAUCUCUUCUGCCAAUUAUCCUGCUCGAGAUUAUGGAAUUAGGGCAGGAAUGUUUGUUAGAGAUGCCAAGGCACUUUGCACCCACCUUGUUAUUCUCCCAUACAACUUUGAAGCAUAUGAGGAGGUUGCUGAUCAGUUUUAUAACAUCUUGCAUAAGUACUGCAACAGAGUUCAGGCUGUCAGCUGUGAUGAAGCAUUUUUAGAUGUCACAGACUUAGAAGGGGAAGAUCCUAAGCUUUUAGCUUCAGCAAUACGGAAAGAGAUAUUUGAAGCUACUGGAUGCACUGCAAGUGCUGGGAUAGCUGUGAAUAUGCUUAUGGCCCGUCUAGCCACCAGAACUGCUAAACCAAAUGGUCAAUGCUACAUUUCUCCUGAGAGGGUUGAUGAGUAUUUAGACCAACUUCCAUUAAAAGCACUUCCAGGAAUAGGGCAUGUGCUAGAGGAAAAGUUGAAAAAUAGAAAUGUUAGAACUUGUGGACAGUUGCGUAUGAUUUCUAAGGGCUCCCUUCAAAAGGAUUUUGGGUUUAAAACUGGUGAGAUGCUCUGGAAUUACAGUAGAGGAGUGGAUAAUCGACUUGUUGGAACAAUUCAGGAGAGCAAGUCUGUGGGGGCUGAAGUGAACUGGGGUGUAAGAUUCAGGGAUUUGCAAGAUACCCAGCACUUUCUCUUGGACCUUUGCAAAGAGGUUUCAUUGCGCUUGCAGGGGUGUGGGGUGCAAGGGCGAACUUUCACACUUAAGAUAAAAAAGAGAAGGAAAGAUGCUGGGGAGCCUGCAAAGUAUAUGGGCUGUGGAGACUGUGAAAACCUGAGCCAUAGCACAACGGUUCCACUUGCCACUGAUGAUGUCGAAGUGCUUCAGAGAAUUACAAAGCAGCUCUUUGGAUUUUUCCACGUAGAUGUCAAGGAUAUCCGGGGUGUUGGUUUGCAAGUUUCGAGGCUUGAAAGCGUAGAUACUUCUAAGCAAGUGCUUGAGAGGAAUUCGUUGAAAUCAUGGCUUAUGUCUGCCUCAGCAAGCUCAGAAGAACGAUGUGAUGUCAGUAGUAUAGCCAAAGACAGGGUUGGUACAGAUACUGAAGGAAAGAGCAUGGGUGGAAAUUCAGGUGUGUUAUGCACUGAUCCAGUGGGGAAUUCUGUUCUUAGGACAAAUAAUACAUCCAAUGGUGAUGGUUGUUCAAACCAGAUCUUAAGCAUCCCACAGUUAUGCCACCUCGAUAUGGGAGUAGUGGAGAGUCUUCCAUCAGAGCUCCAGUCAGAAUUAAAUGAAAUGUAUGGUGGGAAGCUAGUUGAUUUGAUUGCUAAAAGUAAAGGACAAGGUGAGAACAGCACCGGUUCUUUAUGCUUCCAUCCUCCUGAACUAUCCAAAGUUGCAAUAGAGGAAGCAGAAAGAUCUCACAAUUCUGAUCCUAUCUCAUUGAGCAGAACAGCUGUGGAAAUGAUGGGCAAACAGCAUAUAUUGGAGGAACUGCAGACAGUGCCUGACUCUGGGACUGGAUCCAACAGUAAUGCUAUUUCCAUUCAAGCACUUGAUAAUAAUGAUUUAAUGCCUUCAUCUCUAAGCCAAGUAGACACAUCAGUGUUACAGCAGUUGCCUGAGGAAUUGAGAGCUGACUUAUUUGAGUCGCUUCCUGCACACAGGAGGCAAGAAAUCUCUACCCUGGGCCCUAAUAGGGAUAAUUUGCAUCAUCCAUUAUGCAUCAAUCAACCUGAAUCAACUGAUUCUGGGCUGACCAACAAUCUCUGGAUUGGAAAUCCUCCACUGUGGGUUGAUAAGUUUAAAGUCAGCAAUUUGUUGAUGUUGAGAUUUUUUGCUGACAUGUACUACAAAUCAAAGUCAGCUGAGAAUUUAUCUUCAAUUCUGCAAUGCACUAUUGCUGAAUCUUUACAUCCUUUAGAUGCAAAAUGUGACGCUUGGAAUGAAGCUGUUCACAGCUUCAAUGAGCUUCUCAUGGAGUAUAUUAAACUGAAGAUAGUAGUAGAUAUUGAGGAGAUCUAUGUUUGUUUUCGUCUUCUAAGAAGGCUAAGUACCAAGUCAGAAUUUUUCUUGGAAGUGUACAAUUUGGUCUUCCCCCACCUUCAGGCAUCUGUUGAUGAAAACUAUGGUGGAAACUUGCAUAUACCUUAAAACAAGUAGUGCCACCAUAACGCAACUCUGUAGAUGUCCAAAUUGAUCCUCCAUUUAGCUGUUGCACAUUGAGCAAAUCAAGAAAGAAAUUAAUCACUACAUUGCUAUAGUGGCUUUGGAUUACGUCAUUUAUAGGUGUGAGCUAAUUGAAUAUCACUCCGGUGGCUUUUCCAUUCAUUCAGCCAUUCUUGCAUAUCUGCAGUUGAAACUGGGCAUCAUCAUUUGAACUCGGUGAUCUAAUUGACUCCAGAAUCCUCAAGUCACCUUCAUUGGAUACAAAAAGUGCCACACAAGUGCUUGCAGUUUUAUUGGUGCUCAAAUGCCAUCCACUGAAGCCUUUGAAAGCAAGCUUUCCAGGAAUGCCCAUUGUGUUUAGCUUUGUGAGUUCGUGCCCUGUUUUUAAGCUUCAUUUGCUUGUUGAUUAUGGUAAAUCUCUGGAGAGGAUUCAUCAUGAUUGCUUUAAUCUGCAUCACGGAUAUCUGUACAAGAUAAAUGGUUAAUAGAACAUGGAUGGAUGUUCACUUGAUGUGGAAGAUCAAAUUUUAGUUACCUCGAGUAAUCUGGUCAAAUAUGUGUAAUAUUGGUGGGCGCCGGAGUUCAAAAUUGCGUUGUUAACAGGAUUAGAAAAUGUACCCCGGCCACCUUUUUCUGGCAGGUGCAAGCUUUGUUUCUAGGACUUGGUUAACUUAACAGGAUUAGAAAAGCAUUUUACGUAUUUUGAAAUUAAAUUAAUUUGCACGCUGCAUUUUUUUUUCUUUUUUUGUGGUUUAAACAUAGAAGCCACUUGAAUGAUUGUUUUCUAU